Molecule: messenger RNA, 1435 nt
Organism: Marchantia polymorpha subsp. ruderalis
Lineage: Eukaryota; Viridiplantae; Streptophyta; Marchantiopsida; Marchantiales; Marchantiaceae
Source: the annotation of a GenBank genome assembly
ACGACCGGCGUGCAAGUGAUGCUCCUGACUACUCUGGAAUUUGCCAUAAGGUUAUGUCAGCGUCAGCUUUUGGUGGGGCAUUCAGAAGAUGGCCAGGAUCUAAUUUGAAUGUUUUAUCGGGACAAAGCUCUAUUCCAGUGUGAGGUUUAUUGCCUGCAAGCGCAGUAGAGAAUAUGCAGGCAGAUGAGCAGCGCUUCCACAGGUGAUUGAAUGCUUUUCAAUUGAUAUGUGGGCUCUCCAUCUACGCUUGCAGAUGCCGGGCGAUGCGUUCGAGCUGUUGCGAGCGGAUGCAUCUAAUGAGAUCUCCUUCGCGGCUGCUAUCGUGGACUGGUAUCCCAACAAUUUGGCCGAUAGCCUGUUGAGAGAGAGAUCACUAAACUCACUGCGAAUCAAGCCAAAUCUGGAAAAGCUGGUGCUGAUCGGCCACAGUCGCGGAGGAAAAGUAGCAUUCGGCUUGGCUACGGAGUUUUGCAAGACAUCGUUGCCGUAUUCGGCAAUCGUUGGGCUGGAACCGGUGGACGGGGCGUUCGAGAACACGUCGUUGAAACCUCAAGUGCUUCCAUACCAGCCAAACUCCUUAAACCUCAAGUACCCUACCAUGAUCAUCGGAGCAGCUCUCAGCCCCAUAGCCCUUCUUCCUCUAAUGCCGCCUUGUGGCCCCAGAGGAGUUAACCACGAAGUAUUUUUCGAGAACAGCUCGCCUGCUGCUGUCCACUUCGUCGUCGAAGACUAUGGGCACAUGGACUUCCUGGACGACUCGGUCUGGACCACUUCGACGAUUGUGUGCACGAGCGGAAGAACUCGAGGUCCUAUGCGCAGGUUUUCUGGAGGCAUCGCCAUUGGCUUUCUCGAAGCCGUUCUCUUCAACAACACUAUGGCUUUCGACUACUAUCUUGAAAAUCCUCAUCAAGCUCCCACUGUCACUCUGAGCACAGCUUACGACAAGGGCUGGUCUGACAGGCCUGCCUCGACCAAAGCAUUCGCUUCUUCUGCUUAGGAACCUCAUGGUCUGGGCUCUCUACCCUGAUGGUUAAAUGUAAUAUGUUCCCGAUUAGAUCCUGUUAUAGCCUAGUCUGAUCAUGGUCUGGAGUUCUAUACAGGGUCGCUUGCAGAAUUAAAGUUAGAUUGCACAAACCCGUAGGAGAUUAGGUACCUGGAGAUUGUGCAGUUCAGUGUGAAAUCUGAGAACCAUUCAUGUAUACUACAUCCAGAUACUUCUCUCAAAGAUGUUAACAUAAGUUCGGUAGAAUUCAGUUCAAACUUUCCAUUGUGCACUCGGAAGAGUGGCUCAUGUUUUGAGGAAGUCAAUGGAAACUUUUCUCAAGAGGUUGAUGAGGAUGAAAGGUAUGAAUCUCCGUGAGGUAUGCAGAUUCUGAAAGAUUUUGACGGGCUCAUGGUCUCCGAACUAAACCUUGAAUGAGGAUCUCUACUCUAU